Messenger RNA from Hemicordylus capensis (graceful crag lizard), 5211 nucleotides. It is a transcript of the gene MAN2B1, whose product is annotated as mannosidase alpha class 2B member 1. Bases 35 to 3064 code for a protein of 1009 amino acids. Gene Ontology annotation, biological process: mannose metabolic process. Gene Ontology annotation, cellular component: lysosome. Gene Ontology annotation, molecular function: carbohydrate binding; alpha-mannosidase activity. The record is from RefSeq and is a predicted model, not a curated record. Lineage: Eukaryota; Metazoa; Chordata; Lepidosauria; Squamata; Cordylidae. The transcript is spliced from 24 exons.
AAGCUGCUCUAGUUGUCAUGUGAGUGGUGAUCAUAUGAUUUUUGGAGUGACCGGGGCUGGAAGGCUUGCAGUGAUGGAGCUCUCCUGGGCUUUUAGGCUUGUGUUUGGGACGACGAUACUAUGGGGAACUGCGGCCACGUGUGGCUACGAGUCCUGUCCUGUGACAAAGCCUGAUAUGCUGAAUGUCCACCUUAUCCCCCAUACGCAUGAUGAUGUGGGCUGGCUGAAAACGGUGGACCAGUAUUUCUUUGGAGUUCGCAAUGACAUCCAGCAUGCUGGGGUGCAGUAUAUCCUAGAUUCUGUCAUACCACAGCUGCUGGCUGACCCCAGCAAGCGUUUCAUCUAUGUGGAGGUGGUCUUCUUUGCCCAUUGGUGGGGGCUGCAGACUGAAGACAUGCGUAGUACUGUGCGGCAGCUUGUUGCUGAAGGGCGUCUGGAGUUUGUGAACGGCGGUUGGUGCAUGAAUGACGAGGCUUCCGUGCACUACAGUGCUGUCAUUGAUCAGAUGAGCCUCGGGCUCCAUUUCCUGCAAAAGACAUUUGGCGAGUGUGGCCGGCCUCGUGUGGCUUGGCACAUCGACCCUUUUGGGCACAGCCGUGAGCAAGCCUCGCUCUUUGCACAGAUGGGCUUUGAUGGUUUCUUUGUGGGCCGCAUUGACUACCAGGACAAGGGCACGCGUAAGGCUCUGUGUGAGAUGGAGCAGCUGUGGCGUGCAAGCAGCAACCUGGACCCCCCUGUGGCGGAUCUCUUUACUGGUGUCCUACCAAAUGGCUAUGACCCACCCAUGUCUCUCUGCUGGGAUCAGAUCUGCUCAGACAACCCCAUUGUGGACGAUGACAGUGAUGAGAACAAUGUGCAUGCUAUAGUGGCCUAUUUUCUGGGGGCUGCAGCUGCCCAGGCCAAAACGUAUCGCACCAACCACAUUGUUAUGACCAUGGGCUCCGAUUUCCAAUAUGAGAAUGCCAAUCUGUGGUACAAGAACAUGGACAAGCUCAUCAAGCAUGUCAAUGCACAGCAAUUGAAAGGGAUGCAUGUCAAUGUCCUCUACUCAACCCCAAGCUGCUACUUGUGGGAGCUGAAUAAGGCCAACCUGUCAUGGUCUGUGAAAUAUGACGACUUCUUUCCAUAUGCUGAUGAUGCUCACCAUUUCUGGACUGGUUACUUCACCAGCCGUCCAGCUUUGAAACGCUACGAGCGCCUCAGCAACAACUUCCUGCAGGUCUGCAACCAACUAGAGGUGGUGGCUGGACCACAAGCCAACAGGGGACCUUAUGGCAAGGCCAACAGUUCUGUACUACGCCAGGCUAUGGGAGUUGCCCAGCACCAUGAUGCAGUGAGCGGCACAGCAAAGCAGCAUGUGACCAAUGAUUAUGCCAAACAGUUGUCUGCUGGCUGGGAUGUCUGUCAGAUUGUUGUCAGUAAUGCCUUGGCCAGUAUUGUUGGCAGGAAGGAUAACUUCAUCUAUUGCACCUACCUCAACAUCAGUGUCUGCCUGCUGACUGAAUCUGCUCCAACCUUUACAGUGAUUGUCUACAACCCUCUGGCACGCCCUGUGAACUGGAACAUCCGGUUGCCAGUGAAUGGUAGCCGCUACUCCGUUCUCGCUCCUGAUGGUCAGGCUGUUCUGAAUGAGGUGCUUCCUGUAUCGAGCUUCACCCGUGCUGUGCGGCGAGAUCGGGGCGAUGCUGUCAAUGAGCUGGUAUUCCAAGCAUCUGUCCCACCACUGGGCUAUACCUCCUAUGCCAUCUCCAAGCUGUCUGGCAGGCACACAGCCCGCUCCAGACUGCUGAGGAGGCCAUACAAUGAAGCCUUGCCUGGAACGGAGCCUUUGGCAAUCCAGAAUGAGCAUCUACGGGUUCUGGUUGACUCCAAAACGGGACUCCUGAUGGAGAUCAAGAACUUGGAGAAGAACAUCUCAUUGCCCGUGUCGCAGAACUUCUUCUGGUACAAUGCCAGUGCUGGAGAUAUGGAGGAUUCCCAGGCUUCUGGAGCCUACAUCUUCCGUCCCAAUGCUUCUGAGCCCUUCCCCAUUGGCCGGGGAGCCCACUUCUAUCAUGUUAAGACCCCAGUGGUUGAGGAAGUGUACCAGAACUUCUCUGACUGGUGCUCCCAAGUGGUACGGCUCUAUGCUGGGCAGCCAUACGUUGAAUUCGAAUGGACGGUAGGACCCAUCCCUAUCCGAGAUGGUCUUGGCAAGGAGAUCAUCAGCCGCUUUGAGACAAACCUACAGACGGAUGGGCGUUUCUACACAGAUGCCAAUGGGCGUGAGAUCCUCGAGAGGAGGCGCGAUUACAGGGCCAUGUGGAAAUUUAACCAGACUGAGCCUGUGGCUGGCAAUUAUUACCCUGUGAACAGUCGCAUCUACAUCAAGGACCAGAAAGUCCAACUAACAGUACUGACGGACCGCUCGCAAGGAGGCAGCAGCAUCUUUGACGGCUCUCUUGAGCUCAUGGUACAUCGACGGCUUCUGCACGAUGAUAAUCGGGGUGUAGGGGAGCCACUACUGGAACCUGGGGUGUAUCAUGAUGGGCUGGUGGUCCGGGGCCGCCACCUCAUCCUCUUAGACACAGCAGAGGCGUCAGCUGAGCAACACCGGCUGCAUGCCCAGCAGGAAUUUAUGGCGCCACAGCUGGUGCUGACACUCGGCGGGGGACCCCCAUAUUCUUGUGAUCAGCACUACCUCAAGCAGUUCUCUGCUCUGAACCAUACCCUCCCUUCAAAUAUCCACUUGCUCACAUUGGCCCAGUGGGAACCUGACUCCAUUCUGAUCCGCCUAGAGCACCAGUUUGAGCGUGGGGAGAGUGCCAAUGGCUCCAUGCCCGUCACCAUUAACUUGCUGGGUUUGUUUUCUACUUUCCAAAUCACUGCUGUGCAAGAGAUGAAUUUGGCUGCUAAUCAGAAGCGUGAGGACAUGAGCAGGCUGAUCUGGCAGCCAGCUGAAGGACCAGCAAAACGGCAGUCCAGCCCCAAGCUUGACCCGGAACACAUCACGCUACAACCUAUGGAAAUCCGAACUUUCCUCGCCCGCAUUCAGCACAUACCAUGGCCUGAGAGAGUGAUCUGAGCCAAGGGAUCCGCAUCCGAUCCUUUAUUCUGUCCAAAGGGAGUUUGAAAUUGCCUCAAGAAAUGGAAGCACACUGGGGCUCUCCUCAGGGACUUUAAGAUGAGGGAUGCACCUCUUCUCUGUGCCAAACAUUCCUGUGUCUUAUGAGAGAGAUUUGCUCAGGCUACUUAAAGAAGUACCCUGUUCUUGUGAUGUGAUUUUUCUUUUGGAGAAUGGGAAAGGGAUCUCUGCAAAAGGUCCUCCUGUAAUAUGAGUGAGAAGUUACUGUGGAAAUGUUGGAUUACUUGGAGUACUGCAAGUGCAAUAACUAACUUUUCAGUAAACCACUUAAAUGUACACUGCAAUCAAGAAAACCAUUAUACUUCUCCUGAUUAGGCUAAUGUCCAGGGUACAUUCUUGUCCUGACUUUCUCCUGUGUGGAAUUCAGCGAUGGUCUUCCCUAAAUAAAGCUGUAAAUAUCAAAACAGCAGAAGAGCAAGCCCCAAUAUGGAAGACGCAGGUGCCUGGAAAAUAAGCUUCAGUUUCCUUAUCAAACCAGCCCAAUUCAGCUCACUAGGGCAGAUCCAUUUCAUAUUAACAUCUCUCAACAUUAUCCUUUUCAAGUUAGAGCCAUGUCAGUUUCAAUUCAUAGGCAGAGAGACUCCCAAGUGUAAGACUGAAUCAGACCCAUCUCUGACCAUGUUCAAAAAUCACUUGACUCAAGUAACUUUGUUGUGGAGAUCAAAAAACAAACAACCUGCCAAUAAAAUGGAUCUACAUUUUGGGAAGGAGUAAGGUAAGUAAAGGUGAAGAAAAAGAUUGGCUGACAUGGUGUACUGUGCUGUUGGACUGGAGCGAACUUCCCAAAUUCUGCUGUUGAAGCGAACUCUUGAGUUAUUUGGCUGAUGGCAGCAACAUCCCCUUCAGAGACCACUCUGUCCUCUCAUCCCACCCCCAAACCAGCUUGAAAACAGGGUGCCAUAACCUAGCAUUAGGGUUACCCAUUUGCAAGUGAGAAGGGAAGUUACUUGCUGAAUGGGGCUUAAAUAGUGCAGAAGAUAAUUCCUUAGUUUUAGGGUAAAGAUACAGGGUUCUUCAUACCUCUAGGAUCCCCAGAAUGUCUACUCUCAGCACCUCAGUGUUAUUACAUAACAUAUCUAAAAAAAGGAUGCCAAAGUCAGUUUGUAAGAUCACCAGAAAAACAACUUCCUUUCAGCCAGCACUACCCAAAGAAGAGAAAGGGAGAAAAAGAUCAGGCUGUCUUGCAAGAAGCCUGUGACGUCAAACUGAAGGUACUUAAGGGGAAGGAGCAGCUUUAUCAGGACUGCCCCUGGCAAACCGGGGCAGUCCUUUCAGGAGGUGUGCUCAGGCUCUCACCUCAGGAGGUGGAUUAUUGGGGUGGGGGCAAGAUGGCCCAAUGCUGCCAUCUGACCAACUCUUUGGGGCUGAUCUGAUCCUUGCAGGAAGCACAAGGGAGAAGAGGGUCUGUUUCAAAAGGGAGCUAGACCUCAUCAGGAUCAUAGGGGAAAAUAUGUGGUGCUACAAUUGGGCCAGCCCUGCUGGCAAACCACCUGUUCCUCUAGGUUGGAAGGACAAGAGCAAGAGUUGCUGGUGCAGUCAUGCAUUAGGAUGAGCUUACAAUAGCAAGGGAAGAGCCCCUCUUUCUGUUGCAGCAUUUGAAGAUCAUUUUUGUUAACAAGGAAAAGAGCUGGUUUUGUGGUAGCAAGCAUGACGUGUCCCCUUAGCUAAGCAGGGUCUGCCAUGCUUGCAUAUGAAUGGGAGACUAGAAGUGUGAGCACUGCAAGAUCUUCCCCUUAGGGGAUCUUGCUGCUCUGGGAAGAGUUCCAAGUUCCCUCCCUGGCUUCUCCAAGAUAGGGCUGAGAGAGAUCCCUGCCUGCAACCUUGGAGACACCACUGCCAGUCUGUGUAAACAAUAUUGAGUGAGCUAAACCAAUGGUCUGACUCAGUAUACAGCAGCUUCCUGUGUUCUUAACUGGGCUGGAAGGAUGAACCACAUGGAACUAGUGUGUGAACUGGGAGAUUACCAAAUAUGAAUCAAGCACCAUAAAGAGGUGACACCAUCAUUUAAUGGCAGGCACAUUAUAAUGGACAGUCAUUUUAAAAAAGAGGUUUUCUGUUGCUGCAAAAAUAAAAAAACCCAAAGCAGA